Molecule: messenger RNA, 1879 nt
Organism: Phacochoerus africanus (Common warthog)
Lineage: Eukaryota; Metazoa; Chordata; Mammalia; Artiodactyla; Suidae
Gene: BLNK
Product: B cell linker
Exons: 17
Coding region: 205-1596 (463 amino acids)
Biological process (GO): cell surface receptor protein tyrosine kinase signaling pathway; intracellular signal transduction
Cellular component (GO): cytoplasm
Source: RefSeq, a predicted model, not a curated record
CAUGAAACUUGACUAUGUGCUCGAGCAAGUUUUACUUCUCCCUAGUGCAGGGGUGUGUGCCAGCAGGCUGCACUCUCAGAAAUCAGACUCAAGUGACUGGGACCCUUGCGAUCAAGGGCUUACCAUGCUACUCCCGAAGAGCGCCAAGGACCACUGACAUUACCACUGGACGGUGAUUCGUGGCUCGUAUAAUUACCAAAAAGAAUGGACAAGCUUAAUAAAAUAACUGUCCCCGCCAGCCAGAAGCUGAGGCAGCUUCAAAAAAUAGUUCAUGACAUGAAGAACAAUGAAGGUGGAAUAAUGAACAAGAUCAAAAAGCUGAAAGUCAAAGCACCUCCAAGUGUUCCUCGAAGGGAUUAUGCCUCAGAGAGCCCAGCUGACGAAGAGGAGCAGUGGUCAGAUGACUUUGACAGCGAUUACGAAAAUCCAGACGAGCACUCAGACUCUGAGAUGUAUGUGCUGCCGGCUGAGGAGGCCGGGGAUGACAGCUAUGAGCCGCCGCCCGCUGAACAGGAGACACGGACAGUUCACCCGGCCCUGCCCUUCACCAGGGGGGAGUACGUAGACAAUCGAUCAAGCCAGAGGCAGUCUCCGCCCUUCAGCAAGACCCUGCCCAGUAAACCUAGCUGGCCUUCAGCAAAAGCGAGGCUGGUCACUCUGCCGGCCGCAGCCACUCUGCCGGCCCCAACCUCUCUGCCAAAACCUCAAGUCCCACCCAAACCCAAAGAGCUCCUGGAGGAUGAGGCUGAUUAUGUGGUCCCUGUGGAAGAUGAAGAUGAAAACUAUAUUCAUCCCACAGAAGACAGUUCACUCCCAUCUGAAAAAGCUCCCAUGGUGAAUAGAUCAACCAAGCCAAAUAACUCCUCAAAGCCAGCCUCUCUUCCAGGGACAGCUUCAGGUCGAAGCAGUGGGGCCUGGGACUCUAAGUCAACUUCAUCACCGGCUGCGCCGUCCCCACUGCCCAGGGCCGGGAAAAAAACAGCUAUGCAACUGAAGACAACUCCAGUUGCCUCUCAACAGAAUGCCUCAAGUGUUUGUGAAGAAAAACCUAUACCUGCCGAACGCCACCGAGGAUCUAGUCACAGGCAAGAAAAUAUGCAGUCACCAGUGUUUCCUCCUGCCCAAAAACCAAUCCAUCAAAAACCCAUUCCUCUGCCAAGAUUUCCAGAAGGGGGAAGCCCAACCGUGGAUGGCCCAUUACCUAGCUUUCCAUCUAAUUCCAAUUUAUCAGAACAGGAAGCUGAUGUUCACUGUAAACCAUGGUAUGCCGGUGCCUGCGAUCGGAAGUCAGCUGAAGAGGCUUUAUACAAAUCAAACAAGGAUGGAUCAUUUCUUAUUCGGAAAAGCUCUGGCCAUGAUUCCAAACAGCCAUAUACACUAGUUGUAUUUUUUAAUAAGCGAGUAUAUAAUAUCCCUGUGAGAUUUAUUGAAGCAACAAAACAGUAUGCUUUGGGCAGAAAGAAAAACGGUGAAGAGUACUUUGGAAGUGUUGCUGAAAUCAUCAAGAAUCAUCAACACAGUCCCCUGGUUCUUAUUGACAGUCAGAAUAACACAAAAGAUUCCACAAGACUGAAAUAUGCAGUUAAAGUUUCAUAAAUUAAAAAGGAUUAAAAAAAAAGGAAGUCAACAUCAUUGCAUCAGACACUUUCCCUAUUUCUACUUUCGAGGAAAAAGUCCAAAAACUUCAUAUUUUGGAUUACUGCUCGUCCAGUAAUAAAACAGAAGAUGAGGAAGCUGUUGAGUUGAUCAUGAAUUUCCAUAUAAGAACCUCACAUGGACUUGUCUACUGACUGAUCUGAUGAACUGUAAUAUCUGGUGAGGCUGAGUUAUCAUGCUACUAACAUUCUCCAAAUAAAUGUCUCUAUUUAAAAGAAACAAG